GCUGUUGCCUGCUGCUGUUGCCUGCUGCAACACCACCGCUCCUGUUGCUGCUGUUGCCUGCUGCAACACCACCGCUGCCAGCCACUGCUGCCGCGGGUUCCCCGCUGAGCACGCAAGCAUGGCGCCGCUGUUGGCCUUGCUGCUGCUGCUGCUGCUGGGGCCGCUGGGGCCGCUGUCGGUCUCGGGCGGCCUCUACGACCGCAACGACCUCGUGGCCGUACUCGGCCCCGGGGAAGUGGCGCCCGCACUCCGCAACUCGUACGCCGCCUGGGUGGUGGAGUUCUACGCCUCGUGGUGCGGACACUGCAUUCACUUCGCGCCCGUCUGGAAGGCGCUCGGCGCCGACAUCAAAGAUUGGCGCCAGGCGGUGAUGCUCGGCGUCAUGGAUUGCGCCGAGCAAGCCAACCAGAAAACCUGCCAGGAGUUCGAAGUUCGCUACUACCCCAGCAUUCGGUUUUUCCCACCCUUCUCCAACACCACGGACGUCGGUAAAGAUCACUCCGACCGGGAGCGCACCGUCCCGGGGCUGCGACGCAAGCUCGUGGACUUCCUGGAGAAGCAGGAGGCGUUCGGGCCCUCCCUCGCGGCCGUCAAUGAGGCCGAGGUGGAUUCCCUGCUGAAAGGGAUGGAAGGGGGACCCCUGGCGGGCGGCUACCUGGCGCUGGUCUUCGAAGACGACACCUCCUACGUGGGCAGGGAGGUGGUGCUGGAUAUGUUUGGCUACAGGCCGCUGGUGGUGCGGCGAGUUCGCGCGUCCCAGGAACCCGGCCUGGUUCAGCGCUUCAGCGUCACCGACCUCCCCUCGUGCAUCCUCAUCCGCGGAGAGGGCGGGUGGGAGCGGCUUGCCGUGGCAUACCAGAUCCGGACGUUCUACACCUACGCGCUGCGGCAGCUGCCUGGGGUGCAACGCAGCGCGCAUGAAUCCAGCCAGACGCCCCUCCCCAAGCCGCAGGGGCAGCUGGAGGCGGAUCCUGAGCAGCCCCCCUGGAGAGAAUUUGACAGCUCAUCGCUGUACAUGUCCGACCUGGAAUCGGCGCUGCACUACUCUCUGCGCGUUGAGGUGGCCAAUCACCGCAUCCUGGAGGGCAGUGCCCUCAGCGCCCUGAAGGAUUACGCGCACGUGCUGGCCAAGCUGUUCCCUGGGAGGCCGGCGGUGCGCAAGCUGCUGGAGACGCUGCACGAGUGGCUCGAGAAGCUGCCGCUCAAGCGGCUCCCGUACGACGCCGUGCGCGACGUCAUCAACAACAAGAUGCAGAUCCCCGGAGUGUGGCUGCCCGAGGGGGUGCAGUGGGUGGCCUGCCAGGGCAGCCACCCCCACCUGCGUGGCUACCCCUGCUCAAUGUGGACCCUCUUCCACGUGCUCACGGUGGAGGCCGCUAGGCUCCAAGACCAGCUGCCAGAGCCGUGGGGCCCCGUGACGGUGCUGAGCGCCAUGCGAGCGUACGUGCGCGAGUUCUUCGGCUGCCGGGAGUGCGCCGUGCACUUCGAGCUGAUGGCGCGCGGUGUGGCGCGCUCCGUCAAGAGCUGGGACGAAGCCGUUGUCUGGCUGUGGGCUCGGCACAACCAGGCCAACCGCCGGCUGGCAGGCGCCAAGAGCGAGGACCCGCGCUUCCCCAAGGUGCAGUGGCCUCCGCCGUCGCUCUGCCCCGACUGCCACAGCACCCAGGACGGGGGGGAGCACGCGUGGGACAAUUCGGCCGUGCUGAGGCACCUCGCCAAGCACUACGGCCGCAACAACAUCUCCCCCCUCUACCAGCGAUCGCCGCUGUCGUCGUCGCCGCCGCGACCGCAGCAGUCGCACCGAGACGACCAAGAAUGGCAGCAGCAGGUCGAGGCGGACGGCGUCAGCCAUCGCCACAAUCAAGCUUCGCCGAUCCGUGACGACGACGUGAAGGAGGAGGAGGAGGAGGUCGCCGGGCAGGGCGAAGUGGUGCCAUCGGAGGAGGAAGCCGACGACCGGAUCGACGCUGUUGGGCGGCACACCCAGGCGAAACCCCCCAGGCUUCACGCGAGGGACCUGGGCUUGCGGGCCGAGGCGGGGCUGGCGGCGGUGGCCGUGGAGGGCGAGGGCAGAAUGCAGACUCGCCGGCAGCGGUGGGCGGCGAUGAUCGGGCUGGGCUUCUCGCGGGUCGACAUCAGCCUGUGCAUGCUGCUGUACUGCAUGUCGGCCUCGUGCCUCCUCGGCAUGUACGUGUUCGUGCACAGGCGGAUGAAGGGCCGCAGGGGCAAGUGUGGGGGGGGCGGCCCGCGGGUCUGAGGGGCCCGCUGACCGGAGCCGGCGGUGGCGGCGGCGCCAAAACCACCGCCGCCGCCGAACCCGAAACGUUCCCAACGCCAACCACGACCCCCGCCCACCCCCCCCCCCCCCCCCCCCCCCAUUGCCCUCUCACCUUCGCAUCGUGUUUACGUGUAUAAAAUAACUGAGGGAGGAAAUCAAAGUAUUUUUUUAAAGUUACGUACGCAAAAAAAAGUAAGACUUUUAAACCACUGCGGCAAACCAAAACUUGCCUAAAAACCGACGAGUGGGUCGGCACUCGUUGAAUCGGCGUACAAAGCGGUGCACAACCGGGGGUCCCCGCGGAGAAGUCCAAACUCGCACGUACAAAUACGUGGGCACAGCCAACUUUUUUUUGCCAAAACGCUGCCGGAUGAGGGCCUUGCUGGCGCCGCGCGGAGUUCAGCGCUGGUUUUCGGCGAAGGCGGGCGGGGGAGGGGGGGGGAGCAUAGAAACGGGGUGUGUAUAGUGUACCACUACAGCAUACUUUUUCUGCACUGGUCAAAACGUAGCAGACUUUUUGGGGGUAGGUGGGUGGGGUGGGAGCGUAUUUUUUAAAGGCGACGACGUUUUGGAUUUGUUCAUCCUCCGGAAACAAACAAAAAAACUAUCAGUUUCCAGGUUUUUAAUCCGUCGCUGUUGACCUUGCAACAAUUCUACUGUCCUUGUCGUUCCCGACGCCGGGAGAGAAAUUAACCGAGGGCACACUCUCCAAUAGCCGCGCGCGUGUGGCACAUGGGUGGUUGUGUGCUUGCCGAUCGUUUUAUUUUUACCCCCCCCCCCUUUGAGGGAAGGCCUUUAGUGUCGGCUAGUCGAUCUUUUCCUAUAGUUGAAAGUUGGUAGAAUCCUGCGAAUUUGAGGUCCCUCCCCCGCCUCCCUCCCCCAAAUGUAUGCCACUUGAGCCAUCAUUGCUACGCCCCGAGAUGGAGAAUCGUCGUGCGAUUCUUUAAGAGAAUCCUGAAAAAUAAUCUUAAUCCGCUACUUUAAUCCUCUUCGCAGGAAGUGUGGGCGGGGGGCGGGGGGUUGCAACAUUCCCACACGAUCUGCUAUGAGAUGGCCGAAUGACGGUCAAAUUAUUUUUAAUCCUCCGAGCUGGAAAUUAUCCCAGUCAAACUUCGUGCGAUUUGUCUUUUUUUGUUUGUUCGAGUGUGCAGUCGCCGAGGACCGCCGGGGUCGCUUUACUUGAGACUCUGAUUUUUAUCACAGGGCAGUGGCUGAAACCGGGAUUGUAAAACCCGGCGAUCUCAGCGGUGGUGGCUCGGCACGUUGACGACAUCCGAGCCGCCUUGACCGCCUCCGAUCCUACUGAUUCUUUUUUUAAAAAAGUGUGUGUGCGUCCGUGCGUCCGUGCGUGCGUACGCACGUCAUUGUAUGGAGAAAUUAGAACGAGCAGCUGUCAAAAGUGGCACGGCCCAAGGUGAAAAGGGAAAACGAUGCCAUGAUUGUUUUUUUUUUUUUACGGUUCAGUGGCCAUGCAAAGUUUAAAUCGCUGGAGCACGUGCUCCAAAAGAUAAGAUUGCCAUACCACUGACAACACCUGUUUAAUCUCGACAGCGUCUUUUUAAUCCGUAUAAACCUGAUGACGUCGACGCAUUGAAGGCAAAUUUGGCGAAUCCGACUUUGAGUGGCGAUUUCUAUUGGCAGGAAUGUCACGAUGCCGCCGUUUCCCAACAAUGGGGGAAAUCGUGUUUUUGGCCAUUUCGUCAAAGUGUGAGCCCCCGAGCUUUUGAAAGAGAAAAAAAUAAGCUACUUUUAUUUUUACCCAGGUAAGGCUUGGGAGUUUACCAACUCUGCAGGUGGCUCCCCCGUGCUGUAAGAACUGGAGCUUUUAAUGCCAGCGAUUGCAUUGCGGAAAGGGAGACGCUACGCAAGGGGGCUGGAGAUGCGCGACAGAUUUGACCAUUCGCCGGAAAGGAUUGAAAAGGCUCUAUUUUGCACUCCACCAAACGACCCAACAGUUACGAAAGGGGGCCUCAGCAGCAGCGGCAAAAGGUUCCGCUCCAGCGCGUUCCAGUCUCGGGUGCCAAC
Molecule: messenger RNA, 4303 nt
Organism: Petromyzon marinus (sea lamprey)
Lineage: Eukaryota; Metazoa; Chordata; Hyperoartia; Petromyzontiformes; Petromyzontidae
Source: RefSeq, a predicted model, not a curated record